Molecule: messenger RNA, 1899 nt
Organism: Hemibagrus wyckioides
Lineage: Eukaryota; Metazoa; Chordata; Actinopteri; Siluriformes; Bagridae
Gene: pgd
Product: phosphogluconate dehydrogenase
Exons: 13
Coding region: 106-1557 (483 amino acids)
Biological process (GO): pentose-phosphate shunt, oxidative branch; pentose-phosphate shunt
Cellular component (GO): cytosol
Molecular function (GO): NADP binding; phosphogluconate dehydrogenase (decarboxylating) activity
Source: RefSeq, a predicted model, not a curated record
CCAUUGGGUGACAGGUCUCAUAGAAAAAGCAAGGGAAUAAGGAAGUGUAGUUGCAGCGAGAUCCGUCUAACACAGUGCAGGUUUAUAAAGAACUCCUCUUCAGCCAUGGCGCAAGCGGAUAUUGCUCUCAUCGGUCUGGCCGUGAUGGGACAGAAUCUGAUCCUGAACAUGAACGAUCAUGGCUUUGUUGUGUGUGCUUAUAACAGGACAGUGUCCAAGGUGCAUGACUUCUUGCAGAAUGAAGCCAAAGGCACUAAAGUGAUUGGUGCAGAGUCUCUGCAAGAAAUGGUCUCUAAACUGAAGACCCCUCGACGCAUCAUUCUCCUCGUCAAGGCCGGGCAAGCGGUCGACGAUUUCAUAGACAAGCUGGUGCCUCUUUUGGAGUCUGGAGACAUCAUUAUCGAUGGGGGCAAUUCUGAAUACAGGGACACAACACGUCGGUGUAAGAGCUUAAAGGAGAAAGGCCUGUUGUUUGUGGGCAGUGGCGUGAGUGGAGGAGAGGAGGGGGCACGCUACGGGCCAUCACUGAUGCCUGGUGGACACAAGGAAGCAUGGCCACACAUAAAGGACAUCUUUCAGAGCAUUGCUGCUAAAGUGGGCACAGGGGAGCCAUGCUGUGACUGGGUUGGUGAUGAGGGAGCAGGACACUUUGUAAAGAUGGUCCAUAACGGCAUCGAGUACGGUGACAUGCAACUGAUCUGUGAAGCCUACCACCUGAUGAAAGACGUGUUGGGUAUGGAUCACGAUGAGAUGGGAAAGGCUUUCGACCAGUGGAAUAAAACCGAGCUGGAUUCGUUCCUUAUUGAAAUCACCGCAAACAUUCUGAAGUACAAGGACGCCGAUGGCACUCCCCUCCUGCCCAAAAUCCGAGACAGCGCAGGGCAGAAGGGAACGGGGAAAUGGACAGCUAUCUCUGCUUUGGAGUACGGCGUUCCUGUCACACUCAUCGGAGAAGCUGUCUUUGCCAGAUGUCUUUCUGCUCUGAAGGAUGAGAGAGUCGUUGCCAGUAAGAGCCUCACAGGACCCAAGGGGGCUAAAUAUUCUGGGGACAAGACUCAGUUUCUUGAAGAUAUUAGAAAGGCUCUGUACGCCUCCAAGAUCAUUUCCUACGCUCAGGGCUUCAUGCUCCUGCGGCAGGCAGCUAAAGAGUUCGGCUGGUCUCUUAAUUACGGAGGGAUCGCUCUGAUGUGGCGAGGUGGCUGCAUCAUUCGGAGCGUGUUCUUGGGGAAAAUAAAGGAAGCUUUUGACCGGAAUACAGAGCUGCAGAAUCUGCUGCUAGACAGCUUCUUCAGUAAGGCUGUACAGGAUUGUCAGGACUCAUGGAGGCGAGUUGUGAGUACAGGAGUUCAGCUAGGGAUCCCUAUGCCUUCCUUUACCACUGCACUGUCCUUCUACGAUGGUUACAGACACGCCAUGCUCCCUGCUAACCUGCUGCAGGCUCAGAGAGACUACUUUGGUGCCCACACAUAUGAGCUGCUCUCAAAUCCUGGCCAGUUCGUCCACACCAACUGGACAGGCCACGGUGGGAACGUAUCCUCUACAUCUUACAACGCCUAGACUCAGAAAUCCUGUCCAGUGAAGAGCAGAGAAACCAUUUGAGAUCAAGACCAGGGACCAUCUGACCAAGACACACUCUUCAUGCACUUCUCUUCUAAAAUACCGCCCUAUUUCAAGAUUACUGAAGGCUUUUAUGAUGCUUUGAAUUAACCUAGAGAUCUAUUUAUGAUGGAAUAUGAUGAUAUAGUUUGUACACUGUUUCAGUAGGAGACACCUUAGACAUGAGAGUGGUGUUGAUGAGACCUUGCUUACAGUAGAUCAGAGCUCAGUGUUAAACCUGCGUUACAGUUUAUUACUGCAGUGUAUUAGGCUAAAUAAAAACUUCCAUCCCUUUUUAAUGAA